AUGGCGUCGGUGAAGAGCAAGAUCCUGGUGGUCGGCGGCACGGGGUACCUGGGCAGGCACGUCGUGGCGGCGAGCGCGCGGUUGGGCCACCCCACCGUCGCGCUCGUCAGGGACACGGCCCCCGCCGACCCGGCCAAGGCGGCGCUGCUCAAGAGCUUCCAGGACGCCGGCGUGACGCUCCUCAAGGGCGAUCUGUACGACCAGGCCAGCCUGGUGAGCGCGGUGAAGGGCGCCGACGUGGUCAUCUCCACGCUCGGGUCGCUGCAGAUCGCCGACCAGACCAGGCUCAUCGACGCCAUCAAGGAGGCCGGCAACGUCAAGAGGUUCUUCCCGUCGGAGUUCGGCCUGGACGUGGACCGCACGGGCAUCGUGGAGCCGGGCAAGUCGAUCCUCGGCGGCAAGGUGGCGAUCCGGCGCGCCACCGAGGCCGCGGGCAUCCCCUACACGUACGUCGUGGCGGGCUACUUCGCGGGGUACGGGCUCCCCAACAUCGGGCAGCUACUGGCCCAAGGCCCGCCCACGGACAAGGCGGUCGUGCUCGGCGACGGCGACACCAAGGUGGUGUACGUGGAGGAAGGCGACAUCGGGACCUACACGGUGCUUGCCGCCGACGACCCGCGCGCGGAGAACAAGACGCUGUACAUCAAGCCCCCCGCCAACACGCUGUCGCACAACGAGCUGCUGUCGCUGUGGGAGGACAAGACCGGCAAGACGUUCCAGAGGGAGUACGUGCCCGAGGAAGCCGUGCUCAAGCAGAUCCAAGAGUCGCCGAUCCCGGUGAACAUCAUCCUGUCGAUCGGGCACGCGGCGUACGUGCGGGGGGAGCAGACGGGCUUCGAGAUCGACCCGGCCAAGGGGGUGGACGCCACCGAGCUGUACCCGGACGUCAAGUACACCACCGUCGACGAGUACCUCAACCGCUUCCUCUGA
Messenger RNA from Miscanthus lutarioriparius, 930 nucleotides. The record is from the annotation of a GenBank genome assembly. Lineage: Eukaryota; Viridiplantae; Streptophyta; Magnoliopsida; Poales; Poaceae.